Molecule: messenger RNA, 711 nt
Organism: Colletotrichum scovillei
Lineage: Eukaryota; Fungi; Ascomycota; Sordariomycetes; Glomerellales; Glomerellaceae
Product: MFS transporter
Exons: 1
Coding region: 1-711 (236 amino acids)
Biological process (GO): transmembrane transport
Molecular function (GO): transmembrane transporter activity
Source: RefSeq, a predicted model, not a curated record
AUGCUUGUUCAGGUGGCCAUAGUACUGCACUCGUACUACUGGCCGAUUUACUUUCAGUCGGUCAGAAACAACAGCGCCAGAGACUCAGGCAUAUAUCUACUACCAAUCAUUGUGUCUAACAGUCUCGGCACACUCUGCGCGGGCUGGAUCUCGUCAAAGUCUGGGCAUUAUGUCCCUUUGAUGUGGAUCGGUGCUCCUAUUCUUGCUGUAGGAGGCGGUCUCUACCAACUAGUGCACUCUCAAAGCCCGCGCGGUCAGUGGGUCCCUAUCCAAAUUGCGUCCGGGCUUGGGUACGGAAUGUGUAGCCAGAUGCCGAUACUUGCGGUCCAGGUAGUUCUCGACAAGACGGACGUGCCUACAGGUCUCGUGAUCAUCAUGUUCUUCCAGGUGCUCGGAGGUGCUCUAGCUCCCAGUAUCGGACAGAACCUCUUCACGGAUACACUCCUGCGGAUGCUGAACGCGAUCGACGGAAUCGAUGGUACAGCUGUUGUGGCAGUUGGUGCAGGGGAGUUCAGGAGCAUUGUCCCUCCACAGCUCUUGGAAGCUGUCAUCGAUGCGUUUAACUCUGCCUUGAAGAAGGUCUUCUGGGUUGCCCUUGCAACCCCGGCCCUUGCUUGGCUAGUCAGCUGGGCCAUGGAGUGGCGUCAGAUACCUAACACCAAGGAGCAUACUACGGAGGAUCCCGAAGUAAUGUCUCUGAGAAAUCUUUAG